This is a messenger RNA of Ylistrum balloti, 1449 nucleotides long. Its product is annotated as methylmalonate-semialdehyde dehydrogenase [acylating]-like. Gene Ontology annotation, biological process: L-valine catabolic process; thymine catabolic process. Bases 1 to 1449 code for a protein of 482 amino acids. Lineage: Eukaryota; Metazoa; Mollusca; Bivalvia; Pectinida; Pectinidae. The record is from RefSeq and is a predicted model, not a curated record. The transcript has a single exon. Gene Ontology annotation, molecular function: methylmalonate-semialdehyde dehydrogenase (acylating, NAD+) activity; malonate-semialdehyde dehydrogenase (acetylating, [NAD(P)+]) activity.
AUGCAAUAUAAGUUAGGAAAUUACAUACAUGGAAACAUUGUAGAGGCGAGUGGAGCAAAGCGUGAUAUUUAUUCCCCUCUAGAUGGGAGUAUUCUUGCCCAAGGUGCUGAUUCAAGUAAAGAAGAUGUACGGAAGGCAGCGCAGGAUGCAGCGCAGGCUCAAAGUAGCUGGGCAAAUCUCACUACAAAAGCGAGGGUGGAGGUGCAUUAUAAUUAUCGAGGGCUACUCAAAAAGCAUAGAGAUGAGCUAGCUGAAAUAUGCCAUAAAGAAAACGGCAAAGCAAUGCCCGAAGCACUUGCAGGUGUAGACAAGGCAAUAGAGCUUACUGACUUUGCAUGCUCUAUGCCUCAGCUUAUUUCGGGUAGCGUUCAAGAGGUAAGCAAAGGUAUCGAAUGUAAGUACAGACGUGUGCCUAUUGGGGUAGUGGCAUCUAUUACCCCCUUUAAUUUUCCCAUCAUGGUGCCCCAUUGGACCGUGCCAAAUGCAUUAGCGGUGGGCAAUGCAGUACUCCUCAAACCUUCGGAGCAUACUCCUAUUUCCGCCAUACGCUCUGCAGAGCUUUGGAAGCAGGCGGGUCUUCCUGAUGGACUUUUACAUGUAGUGUUAGGAUCAAAAGAUGUUGUAGAAGAGAUAUGUGAUAACCCCUCCAUUGCAGGGCUUAGCUUUGUGGGGUCCACUCCAAUAGCAAAACUUGUAUACACACGAGCAAGUGCUAACUUAAAGCGAGCACGUUGCUUUGGUGGAGCUAAGAAUUAUCUUAUUGUUGCAGAGGAUGCGCAUCCCAAGGUUGCAGAUGAUAUAAUUUCUGCUUUUUGUGGAAUGGCAGGGCAGCGUUGUAUGGCUGCAUCAGUUCUACUCAGCUUAGGAGAAAUUACAGGGAUUGUUGAUGCAGUUCUGUCCCAAGCAAAGACUCUUGUACCUGGUAUAACCCUCCCCCCUCUUAUAAGCAAGCAAGCAGUAGAGAAAAUCUCACAAUAUUUGGAUAAGGCACAAGAAAGAGGAGCAAAGAUACUUCUCGAUGGUCGCACUACCCCUAUCCAAGGGCCAGGGUCGGGGUACUAUAUUGGGGCUAGCAUUAUAGAUUGGCGAGGAAGAGAAGACGAAAUGCCCUUAGAGGAAGUAUUUGGUCCUACGUUAGAACUCAUACAUGCAGAUAGCAUGGAGAGGGCAGCCGAAUUACAAAACCGCUCCCCCUACGGCAAUGCAUCGUCUAUAUUUACUCAAAGCGGAAAAGUAGCAGCAGAGGCAACAAAGAGAUUACAGGCAGGUAUGAUUGGGGUAAAUAUAGGCAUUCCUGUACCACGCGAACCUUUCUCGUUUGGAGGAAUCAAGCAUUCUCGUUUUGGGGAAGGUGGGAUUACUGGAUGGUCUAAUGUGGAAUUUUUCACUGAUACUAUAAAAAUAACAACAAAAUGGAACCCCGAGGAUAGAAAAGACUGGAUGAGCUAG